UCCAAGCUCUCCUCAUCAAAAACAGAGCUAAGUUACUUCCCAUUCCUCUCACUCAUCAUUUCCAAGAGGUUAGUUCUCCAAGUACUUGCUCCCAACAUGAAAGACAUGGCGCUGCUCUUCGUAUCCGCGGUGUUCCUCGGGGCUCUUGCUUCCGCAUCUGCGGGUAAUUUCUACCAGGAUUUCGACAUCACCUGGGGCGACCAGCGCGCGAAGAUACUGAACGGUGGCCGAGACCUCACACUCUCUCUUGAUAGGGCUUCUGGCUCUGGUUUCAAGUCCAAGAACGAGUACCUGUUCGGGAGGAUCGAUGUGCAGAUCAAGCUUGUCCCUGGCAACUCUGCUGGCACUGUCACCGCGUAUUAUUUAUCUUCGCAAGGGCCGACCCACGAUGAGAUCGACUUUGAGUUCCUCGGCAACCUGUCGGGGAACCCGUAUACGCUCCACACCAACGUGUUCGCCCAGGGGAAAGGGAACCGGGAGCAGCAGUUCCAUCUCUGGUUCGACCCCACCAAGGCCUUCCACACCUACUCCAUCGUCUGGAAUGCUCAGCGAAUCAUAUUCUUGGUGGAUAACAUUCCGAUAAGAGUAUUCAACAACUUGGAAUCGAUUGGAAUCCCCUUCCCCAAGAACCAGCCCAUGAGGAUAUACUCGAGCCUGUGGAACGCCGACGACUGGGCCACCAUGGGUGGACGUGUGAAGACUGACUGGUCGAACGCUCCCUUUACGGCUUCCUUCAAGAACUUCAACGCCAAUGCCUGUGUGCGGGCACCUGGCUCGUCAUCCUGCACGAGGACGGACCCCAACCAGGACAGCGCCUGGCAGGACCAAUCUCUGGAUGCCUCGGGGAGGAACCGGCUCCGGUGGGUCCAACAGAAGUACAUGGUCUACAACUACUGCACUGACGUGAAACGGUUCCCCCAGGGUCUACCGGCCGAGUGCAAGCGCUCCAGGUUCCUCUAGAGAGCCAAUCGUGCCACUUUCUCCAUGUCGAUGGUCGAUUCUUUAAAUGCCUCUUGUAAUUGAGUCUACGAUGAAAUUCUUUAUUCUUUCUGUAACUAAUUCAUAAAAACAGUUUCACACGGCUUCAGUAUUAAACAUUGCUCCUUUAUUGAACCAUAUUCCACCA
Molecule: messenger RNA, 1126 nt
Organism: Punica granatum (pomegranate)
Lineage: Eukaryota; Viridiplantae; Streptophyta; Magnoliopsida; Myrtales; Lythraceae
Source: RefSeq, a predicted model, not a curated record